UUUACCAACAUGCGUUAAUUUACUUUACGUAACCCUUUAGAAAGACCAGUCGCCGAAAGACGUUUAAUACCUUCCGGUUUUCUGUCGUUGACUCCGCCCAGUUGUCUCUAACGGGCUUGCUGAGUUGACUCCCGUCAGACCACGGCAAAGGUUAAACUUCAUUGACUCGUUUGUGAUUUUGCGGCUCUGCUGAUGGACCGACCGUUUGCGAACAGACGGGAUAAGGACUUUCUGACAUGUCCAAGAAAUGUGAAUUCAACUGGACAGUUAUAGUCCUGACUUGCCAGCACAAAGACAGCGUCCAUGCUUUCCAAAGAGAGUUGGAGUUGCGGCAGCAGCGGGGGUCUGUUCCACAGGACACGCUGCUGCUGACGGUGUCGGACCCCCAGGAGAGGCUGGGCAGCGGAGGGGCCACACUGAAUGCACUGCUGGUGGCGGCUGAACACCUGAGUGCCAGAGCCGGCUAUACAGUAGUGACAGCAGAUGUGCUUUAUGAUGCACAUAUCCUCAUCUUACACACGGGCCGUGAUUUUCCCUGGGGUGGCUGCAGUCGAGCCUUCUGCUGGCUGGCUGUGGAGAGAUCAUGUCAGCGAGUCCAGGCUCCUGUCUGCUGUUUGGACCUGCUGCUGGACUGCCUCAACACUCAGGUCUGCCCAGGGUCUCCUCCUGGUGUCUGGAUCUGCAGUACUGACAUGAUCCUCACAAUACCUACCCAUUAUGGGAUUCCCUGGGAGGGAUUCUCCGGGGUGCGGGUUCUGGCCCUGCCAGGUGACUUGUCCUACGCAGCCAGUCAUGGAGUGUACCUCUCUGAUGAGCAGGGCCAUGUGAGAGACAUCAUCUAUAAGGGAACAGCAGAGCAGAUCUGCCAAGCUGCAUUGCCUGAUGGGAAAGUGCCGUUGGUGUCCGGUCCAGUCUUCUUCAACAGGGAGGUGUCAGAGAAGUUGCUCCAGACCCACGUCACCCCUCCUCUGGAUGGCUGCACCUACCUGGGAAUGGACUCCGGAGCCCCUCCACUCCAGAUUUCUCUUUACCUGGAUAUGCUGAUGUGCCUGUGUUCGGACAUGACUUACACACGGUUUGUCAACGAGGAAAGACAGGGCUGCUGUUCUCCUCUUGGAUCGCAGGGGACGUUGGUGAGGAGUGGGCGUGCUGAGCUAUGGAGGAUACUAAGAGGAGCACAGCUCAGUAUGGUGUAUGUUCCUGGGGGCAGCUAUGACUACCUGGCUCCAUCUGGGAAGGAGCACAUCGGCCGCCUGAUCCAGGAGGGCACAGACAGAAUCACUCUCUCCCACAUCCAGAGAGCACUUUGCGUGAGUGAAAGAGCCCGGGUGAUCAACAGCGUCCUGGAGGGAGAAGUCACUGUGGCAUCUGGAGCUGUGGUGCAGCACUGCCACCUGCAGGGUCAUCUGGCAGUCCCUUCAGGUUGUUUGCUGUCGGGCUUGGAGUUCACCUCUUCAUCACACAUAAGACAGCUAGAACUGACCACUGACAUAAUCAUCCAGGGACACCGUAUCCAGCUGGGCGAGCUGAAACUGAGCAUAUACACAGUGCUGGGGGCCCAAGAUAAGGUCUCCUGUGAUACUGGCAGUACCUCCUUCCUCAACAUGGAAUGGAGCCUCCUCUACAGCCGCACAGGAAUCCAGCCUGAGGAACUGUGGGCUACGGGCUCUCAGCGCUCCCUUUUGGAAGCGCGGCUUUUUCCAGUCUUCCAUCCCAGGGGUGGCGCUGCGGGACUGCAGGGAGGCGUGGGCUGGCUCCUGGGUGGUCCUGGCAGCCUGGAGAGCUGGAGAGAGUCGUGGAGGCUGUCGCUCAAAGAGGUGAUGUCGCUUACGCACCAGGAGGCGGAGCUCCAGUGGAGGGAGGAGCUAUUGUUCCUGGCGGGGAGGAGGAGGGUGAUUGACACGUUGACGGGCCACAAAGCUGUCAGCCUGCUGCCUUGCUUCAGAGCUGCUGUGCUGGGAGGACAGCAGGAGAAACUGCUGGAGACGUUGGACUCUAUUGCAGCAGGCCGCAUAUCGGAUCAGGGGGCGGAGCCGGGGGCGUCUCAGGGGGUGGAGCUUGGUGUUUCUGCCCGCUGUCUUGCCUGUAUAGCCGAUGUCUUGGGCUGCCUGGCAGGAGAGGGCAAGGGAGGACUGAGGAGUGGCCCUGCAGCCAACCAAGCCUGGAGGCAUGCAUUCUCUCUGCUGGAGGCGGGGCAUCUGCUCGCAGGCAUCAACGCCUUGGCCAAACAGAGAGCCAACUGGCUGGGCAGGCCGGACCUGCUGGUGCGAGCAGCGCGGCACUAUGAAGGGGCAGGGCAGGUGCUGCUCAGACAGGCAGUGAUGUCAUCACAGAAAUUUGUCAUCGUUGGCCAAGAUGAAAUCCCACCAAUAGAGGAGUGGCAGGAGGUGGAAUGCCCUGCUAGGCUGGACCUGGCUGGUGGCUGGAGUGACACCCCUCCCAUUGCCUUUGAGCAUGGCGGCUCAGUGACCAACGUUGCGGUGAAGGUGGAUGGAAAGUGUCCCAUUGGUGCCCGGGCCCGUCGCAUCAGGGAGCCUCGCCUCCUGUUGGUCAGCCACACCGGAGGACGAGAUAGUGGGGUUGCUACAGAGAUAGUCUGUGAAAAGCUUGAGGACCUUAAGGACCACUGUCAGCCGCAUGCACCUGGAGCCCUGCUGAAGGUAGUGUGUGUGUGUAGUGGGCUUUUUUCCCUCUCUUCCAAGCAGCCUCUAGAGGAGCAGCUCCUGCAGCGCUGGGGAGGAGGUGUGGAGCUCCACAGUUGGUCCAUCCUGCCCCAUGGUUCUGGGCUGGGUACCAGCAGUAUCCUGGCGGGGGCGCUGCUGGCUGCUGUCUACAGAUGUACUGGUCGGACCUAUGACACAAACUCCCUUAUCCACGCGGUCCUGCAUCUGGAGCAGAUACUCACCACGGGAGGAGGCUGGCAGGACCAGGUGGGUGGCUUGGUGGGAGGAAUCAAGGUUGGGCGUUCCAAAGCCUGUCUCCCCCUGCGGGUGGUAGUGGAACAUCUCAGUCCUCCGGAUGACUUCCUGGUUGCUCUGCAGCAGCACCUCCUAUUGGUCUACACUGGGAAGACCCGUCUUGCACGCAAUUUACUGCAGGAUGUGGUGCGGAGCUGGUACAGUCGUCUCCCCGCCAUAGUCCAGAACGCCCAGCAACUGGUGGCCAACGCUGAGGAGUGUGCCCAGGCGUGUGCAGAGGGGUCCCUCUCCAGACUAGGAGCCUGUCUGGACCGUUCUUGGCAGCAGAAGAAGCUGAUGGCGCCCGGCUGUGAGCCGGCCGCUGUGAGAAUCAUGAUGGAGGCCCUGAGGCCCCUGGCACUGGGCCAGAGUCUGGCAGGGGCCGGCGGGGGCGGAUUCCUAUAUUUGCUGACCCGUCAGCCUGGACAGGGUCACGUGGUUCUGCAGGUCCUCAACAACACGCCGGGUCUUGGAGACUUCAGUGUUCACUCCGUUGAACUGGACAUGGAUGGGAUAGUCUGCCGCCGGCCUGAGCCCACAUUCUGACAGGACCUGGUAAGCUCCGUGAACCCAGGCUCACAGCGACUUACCGACAAGACUAUCCAGCAUGCCAAUAACACGUUGGGUUUUAUUACUAAUCUCUGAAGUGUGACUUCUGUCAGUUUGAAUGAUGAAAGUAAAUGGCUGAGCAAUCUAAAUCUUAUUAACGGUCCCUAUGAAAAAUGGAUAUGCUUGAAUAUUUUCAUGUCAUUAACAGUGAUGACCGUAGACUACACAGCAAAUAAGGAAAGCGGCUGGUUAGUUUAUUUACAAGUACACAGUGUUGUAAUCCGAGUAUCUGGUGGGCUCCUGUGAUGGACUGCCAACCUGUCCAGGGCUUCUCCCUUCCUUCUACCUAACUCUUGCUGAAAUAGCCUUCAGCCCCCCCACCCCCACCACGAAUUGUAUUAAGUGAAAUGAGUAUCAAGUUUCCUUUAUUAAUCCCCUUGGAGAAAUUCAGUUACUGUAAAUUAACCCAUCCUAGCUAUGAUCUGUGUAGCUAGGAGCAGUGGGCUGCCGCCUUCAUGCUGCGCCCGGGGACCAACUCCAGUUCUUUUUCCAUUGCCUUGCUCAGGGGCACAGACAGGAGUAUUAACCCUAACAUGCAUGUUUAUUUUGAUGGUGGGGGAAACCACAGCACCCGGAGAAAACCCACCGCAGACACGGGGAGAACAUGCAAACUCCACACAGAGGAUGACCUGGGAUGACCCCCAAGGUUGGACAACCCCGGGGUUCAAACCCAGGACCUUCUUGCUGUGAGGCGGCAGCGGUAACCAUCGGUCCACCAUGCCGCACCGUGCCGCAAAUGAAUGGUGGGAAGGCAGAUUUUCAGAGAACUGGCUGUUGUGGUCACAAACGAGGAAAUCUUGUUUUCUGCCCUGUACAGUGCCAUUACACCUUUCAGUAUGAUUCCAAUGAGGAGUGGAGUAGAAAUAACCACACACAAAUAGCUCGUGGCUAGCUGUAUAGAUAAUUGCAGUGAUUAUGAAAUUAAUGGUCACAGAUUGCAAGAAAUGUGUUGAUUUUGUAAAGUGACUUUCGAGAUUUUUUUCAGGUCGAUUAGAAAAUGUUAAAUUUCAGCUGUAUUCACAGUGUUGACAAAAUAAACCUUUUGUA
This is a messenger RNA of Lampris incognitus (smalleye Pacific opah), 4613 nucleotides long. Its product is annotated as L-fucose kinase. Gene Ontology annotation, biological process: GDP-L-fucose salvage. The record is from RefSeq and is a predicted model, not a curated record. The transcript has 23 exons. The coding region runs from base 237 to 3503 and encodes 1088 amino acids. Gene Ontology annotation, molecular function: ATP binding; fucokinase activity. Lineage: Eukaryota; Metazoa; Chordata; Actinopteri; Lampriformes; Lampridae.